GAAAAUAUGUUGAUUUGCUACUUUUGAAUAGUGUGUCACGGUAAACCGUAUUUUAUGUACUAACUAUCAAGAAACCAACAUGAAUUUUAACAAAUUGUAACCUACUUAUAUUAUGGUGAAACUAUUCAGUGUUCAAGAUCUCUCUCCCUUUCGUUGGGACUGAUUUUUCUUGACGAUAUAAUUUAUUUAGGUUUCAAGGAAAUCUUUCUUCUUUAUUAGUUAUAAGUAAUGACUACAGUGUUAGUGCAACACUUUUUUUGCAACACACAAUUUUGCAGAUAUUAUUAAUGAUCUAACAGUAACAUUACACAACAACUAAAGGUUGCAAAAUGGGAUAACGUGCUCUAUAUAUAAAAAGUGUGUAUAACAUCUUAUCAUCUUAACUUAAAUCUCAGUCGUGUUCUACAAAACCAUCCACCAAUCUUAACGGAUUUUAGUAAUGCAAAUCUGUUUUUCAUUUUUAAUCAUCUUAGUAGUCAUGACACUACGGUGUCCACAAAAAUGGUUUGCAUAACAGUCUGCAUUUUCCUUCCUUUUUGGGAGGCGUGAGUUACUGGGGGACUGCUGACUUUACAGAAUAAGAUAAGAGUUCUCUGUAUUACUGUGUCCCAAGGAUUCUCAGAGCCAGACUCUAACUACAAUCUUCUCUCCUUUAAACAAAACAGUUUCAUCUGUUAGUUACAUAAUAUUUCAAGAUAUUUUAUUGCAGUUGUACAAAGAUCUUAUGAACUGAAUUUUUUUAAAUAAAAAUACAUUUUGUUUUAAUUGAACAUUUCACUGUAAAAGGAAUGGAAACACUUAUGAACUGUCUGUCUAAUGUGAAAGCCUGUCUUUUAAAUUUUUAAAAUUUUUUUUAAAUGAGAGUAAAACUUUAAUAACUGUGUUCAGGCAAUCUUUCAGACUCUUUUAGUACACCUAAAAUAACCCUGGGUGAGCUCUGCGAAGCCUUGGGUUAAUACCUGGGUUUUGUUUUAGAUGAUGGUUUAAAUUUGAUGAACAAAUACAGUGAUCAAAUCUUGUUUAGCUUCGACUUUAGCUAAGGUAAAACCUAUUUUGACGGACAAAAACUUUGAAAAAUUAAUCCAUGCCUUUGUAACAUCAAGUAUUCCCCUGGUUCCCGUGAUUCUUUGAGUUGUUCUAGUGUCUGGCUUUGUCGAUUGGGGCUGCUGUGUCCAGUAUGGAGGAGAGCAGUCAUGCCAGUCUAUGGAUCGUCUGAGCCUGUAAACACAAGAUACGCUUGUCAGAUUGAUCAGGAGAUGUUUCUCACCUCCGUGUUUGUGGCUGUGGCUUUUGUAGCCGAGAGUGAUGAGCCACAGUUGGUGAUGACGGGCAGGUGUGCUGCUCUAAUUUCCUCCCUCUCCAUGGCGACGCUUAUUGCACCAGGGUUGACGCGUCACAAUUAGCAUGUGCUUUGUCUUCUUGUGUUAUUGCUCCUGAGGAUUAUUGAAUCCAGCUCACCCUGAGCCCACGCCAGAAUUCUCUUUUUCCCAGCUCUUUGGUCCAGAACCUCCACAGCGCAUGGAAUCAUGUGUUGAUGACCAAAAGGGCCAGAACUUCUCCUUCCACCACCUGCCAGAGGCCACAGGUAACCCAGCAACCCCACUCACGAGCUCUUCCUGGCAAUUCUGCUGCACCGCGAGUUUGCACAUGGAUCCCGAGCCCACUGCUUCAGAGUUCCCCCAGGACUCCAUUGCGGUGGCCGUCGUGACCUUGAUGCUAGCUUACGCCUCAGGACCUUGUCGGGACAAGUUGGCUAUCGCCCCGCUGCUCCCAACACUCCCAGGUGGACCAGCUGCUGCAAGCGCCCGUGGUAGGCCACAGUCAUGUUAGGUCUCUCCAGUCUCUUUGCCAUGACCAUGGCGGCCGUUCCCAGCUCCUCAUCUCCCGGCUCCAACAUCAUGGCCACGGCAGCCGUUCCUGUUUCCCCGUCUCCUGGCUCCAACGUCACGGCCACUGCGGCCACUUGGUUCCCUGUUCGCAUGGCAAAUGUACUUACAUAAUUCCUGUUUCACAUGUGCACUUGCUGAAGUGUUGUUACCAAUGUCAUGUCACACAUUUAUACUUGGACCAGCUAUGCAGUGGGUUGUUACAUGUGUGUAGUUACACAAUUAGUACAGUUGUAGAGACUCUGUACCAAUGUGUACUUGCAUUGUGGUUACAACUAGGAACACAUCUAGUUACCAUGCAAGUUCAGAGUUAUUAGAACCACUUAAUAUAAAACGGGCCCAAAAAGGGUCUUCCAUUCCAUUCCAUUCCAUUCCAUUUUCUACCACUUAUCCGAACUACCUCGGGUCACGGGGAGCCUGUGCCUAUCUCAGGAGUCAUCGGGCAUCAAGGCAGGAUACACCCUGGAUGGAGUGCCAACCCAUCGCAGGGCACACACACACACACUCAUUCACUCACGCACUCACACCCUACGGACAAUUUUUUCCAGAGAUGCCAAUCAACCUACCAUGCAUGUCUUUGGACCAGGGGAGGAAACCGGAGUACCCGGAGGAAACCCCGAGGCACGGGGAGAACAUGCAAACUCCACACACACACAAGUCGGAAACGGGAAUCAAACCCCCAACCCUGGAGGUGUGAGGCGAACGUGCUAACCACUAAGCCACCGUGCCUCCCUUCAAAAAGGGUCUUAUUAAACUAUUUAAAAAUCAGUGACAGCCACCUAAUCCAAACUAAGGCAUUGGAAAGAAACUGGGGCUUAGUUACAGUCACCAGCUGCAUUGCCCUCUAAAAUUCACAAGAGGCCACUCUCCACAUCACCCAGACUUCAUUCACUACAUUUCCCAUAAGUUAUUGCCUGUAUUCAAUGUCUAAUCAUUCCCACCUGUUUCUUGUUAUCUGUUUAGUUUGGUCUAUUUAAACCUGGUUUUGUCAGUCAUCCGUUGCUUGGUUUUGUGUUUGUUACAGUUGCUUCCAAUUAUUGUUUUCCAUGUCAUGCCCUGGAUUUUUUUAUAUGGUUUGAACUGUCUCUCUGGGUAUAACCUGUUCCUACUCUCGGAUUUGCCUGUGGAUUACCCCUUUAAUAAAACUGCGUUUGGAUCUUCAUCUCUAAGCCUGUUCAAUAUUUUUCCACAGUAACUGUAACACAUAACAGUUCCUUUUACUUUGUAAUUAAAUUAGUUAACGCCACUACAUGUUACUAGUCAAUCCCCAACACAGUGAGCACAAUACACAGUUAAAUAAACCCUACCACCAAGACAGAGCAAAUCCUCUGCCCCUUGUGCCCAGGCCUGUCAUGCUUGUUGUGUUUGUGUGUUCAUUCCUCAUGUCUGUUGGGUUCCAAGCACCCGGUUCCAGUUUGCUGUGCCUGACCGGUAUCCGCGUUGUUGUGGAUUACUUAACGGACUUCUGGAGAUUUAUCAGUGGCGGAUUUAUUCCAGCAUCAAGCUAUCCUCGUUUCACAGAGGAUUAUCCAACUGGGAAACUACUACUAGUUCAUGGUGUUGUUUUCACACUCUCCAUCCAGCCAUCCAUUUUCUACCGCUUAUCCUGGGACGGGUCGCGGGUUUACACACUCUGUCAAGAGGUGGAUCAGCACUGGAUGAUGGCGUCUGUUUCAGAGCUCCUAAAAGACUCACUGAAUGAGCUGAUAAAAGAUCAACUCAAAGAGUUUCGAUGGGAACUGAAGAGUCAUUAUGGUAUUUCAGCUUCUGAACUGGAGAAUGCAGAUGUCUUAGACACAGUAGAUAAGAUAGUGGAGCAUCAUGGGCCAGAAGAAGCUGUGAAGGUCACGCUUACAAUCAUGAGGAAAAUGAACCAAAACCAUCUGGCUGAACUGCUAGAGAACAAACACAAAGAAGGUGCAGCUAAAUUUAAGAAUAAAGCUGUUGAGCGUGAUUACAGCGAAUUAAGCAACAGACUGAAGAACCUCUUGAAACAGGAAUAUGAGAGGAUAUUAGACGGUAAUUCAGAGUCCAGCCAUCUGAAAUACCUGAACGAUAUUUAUACUGAUCUCUUCAUUGUGGAGAAUGAGACUGGUGGAACAAUGAGUGAACAUGAAAUGAGAAAAAUUGAACUAAAUCUAAACAGAACUGUUGCUGAGGAGACACCAAUGAAGUGCAACAACAUAUUUAAAGUCCAGUGUGAUACGGGUCGACGAAACAGAAAAGUGCUGACAAUGGGCAUCGCAGGUGUGGGCAAAACUGUCUCUGUCAAUAAAUUCAUCCUAGACUGGGCUGAAGGGAAAGAAAAUCCGGAAAUCCUCUUUAUUUUUCCUCUUCCCUUCCGUCAGCUGAAUCUGAUUCAAGAGGACUGCAGUUUAAUGGAACUGAUUCAUGAAUACUUUAGUUGCGCUAAACAACUUUCUUCUCUCCCUGAAGAAGAAGGUAAGGUGAUGUUCAUCUUUGAUGGUCUGGACGAGUGUCGCUUCCCUUUGAGCUUUAAGAAGAGCGAGCGAUUGACAGAUGUCCAUAAGAAAACAAGAGUUGACGUCCUAGUUAUAAACCUGAUCCAGAGAAAUCUGCUUCCCUUUGCUCUCAUCUGGAUCACCUCCAGACCGGCAGCAGCCCAUCUGAUACCUCGACGCCACAUUCACCAGGUGACAGAGGUACGAGGAUUUAAUGAUGAACAGAAGAAGGAAUACUUCACUAAAAACAGCAGUGCAGAUGUGUCCGAGAGAAUAAUCUCACACAUCAAGAGAUCCAGAAGUCUGUACACCAUGUGUCACAUUCCCGUCUUCUGCUGGAUCUCUCUCUGCGUUCUUCAGCCUCUGCUAGCUCGAGAGACUCUUGACAAAAUUCCCACAACUCUCACAGGGAUGUACAUCUACUUCUUACUUUCACAAAAGGAACAGAUGACAAAUAAAUACAGUGAUGAUCUUCCAAAGUCUUUUGAGGAUGUUGUUCUUAAACUCGGGAAUCUGGCCUUCAAACAACUUCAGAAGGGAAAUCUGAUUUUCUACAAAGAAGAUCUUGAGGAAUGUGGGCUAGAUGUCAGUGAAGGUUUGGUUUUCUCUGGGUUAUGUACUCAGAUUUUUCACACAGAAAAGCCUGUUUCUGGUAGGAAGGUCUACAGUUUUGUACAUCUUAGUGUACAGGAGUUCCUCGCUGCCCUCUUUGUGCUUUUCAUUUACAAAGUCAAAAAAACAAACUCAUUCCCUCUCAAUCUGGCUGAAAAACUCAUUUGGAAUUUCAAUAAUUCACUGUUUGACCUUCAUAGGACUGGAAUUAAAAAUGCCCAUCGAAGCAAGAAUGGACACCUGGAUCUUCUCCUGCGGUUCCUCAUGGGUCUCUCACUGGAGUCAAAUCAGAAUGACCUGAAAGAUCUUCUGCCCACACUGAAUAUUACUGGAGAAAACAUGAUACAGACUGCUGAAUAUAUCAAAAUGAGGAUUAACAAAGCAAAAUCAUCAGAGAAGAGCAUCAAUCUCUUCUACUGUCUGAAUGAACUGAAAGAUGAUUCACUGAUAACAGAAAUCCAGCAGUAUCUGAAUUCAGGAGGUCUUUCAGCACAAGAUGUCUCUUCUGGUCAGUGGUCUGCUCUGGUGUUUGUGCUGCUGAUGUCUGAAGAGAUUCAAGAGAUGUUUGAGCUGCAGAAAUACAGAAGAUCUGAUGAAGGUGUGAAUCGACUUCUGCCAGUGAUCAGAAACAGCAGAAGAGCUCUUCUACAGAGCUGUAAUCUGACUGGCAAUUGUUGUGAAAGAUUGUCUUCAUGUCUACAAUCAUCAAACUCCCUGAGAGAGCUGGACCUGAGUAACAAUGAUCUACAGGAUUCAGCAGUGAAGCUGAUCUCCGAUGCUCUCAGGACUCACAACUGUCAACUACACAUACUGAGAUUGUCCGGGUGUAAUAUGACUGGUGAGGGUUGUGAAAGUUUGUCUUCAUGUCUACAAUCAUCAAACUCUCUGAGAGAGCUGGACCUGAGUAACAAUGAUCUGAAGGAUUCAGGAGUGAAGCUGAUCUCUGAUGCUCUCAAGACUCACACCUGUCAACUACACACACUGAGGUUAUCAGGUUGUAUGGUGACAGCUGAAGGUUGUUGUUAUUUGGCUUCAGCUCUGAGUUCAAACCCGUCACACCUGAGAGAGCUGGAUCUGAGCUACAAUCACCCACAACACUCAGCACUUCAGCUGCUAUCUGAUAGACUCAAUGAUCCAAACUACACACUCAACAAACUCAAUUUGGAUCAUGAAGGAAGGUUCAGAAUUACAGAAGGACUACACAAGUAUGCCUGUGAUCUCACAUUGGAUCGAAACACAGCAAGCAUUCGCCUCAUACUGUCUGAAAAAAACAAAAAGAUCACACAUGCAGAAGAGAAUCAGUCGUAUCCUGAUCGUCCAGACAGAUUUGAUUGUCCUCAGGUUUUGUGUGGAGAGAGUUUGACUGGACGCUGUUACUGGGAGGUUGAAUGGAACGGGCUUGAUUGGCAUAUAUCAGUGGCAUAUAAAAGUAUCAACAGGAAAGGAUGGGCUGACAAACACAAAAGAAGAUACUUUGAAGAACGUUGUUAACGGACCCUGGCAUUGGUUUUGCCAUACAACAGAUGUGGGCAAUAGUGCAUAUGGGUGGGCUAAGAGGGCUGAAGCCCCGAGUGUUUUCAGUUAAAGCCACAAAUGUAUUUCGAUAGCAAUCGGUCAGCCCAGCGUCUUACAAAGUGGGCUACUGCGAAAAAGUUAUGUGUGUUGUUGUUGUUGUACUGUCAUCCAUUGGCAGGAGUGUAGCAUCAUUACAUAUGUGCUUGAGUAAUAGUCAAGUCAAGUAAAAGUUUAUGUAUAGAGCACUUUCAACACCAUUAUAAUGGACCAAAGGACUACAAAGUUGCCCAAAAAACAGACCCAAUCAAACGCCAACAGCCUGAGAAAGUAGGUGCAGUAUACUCAAGAACUUGGCCAUUCAAUGCCUUAUAAACAAGCAUCAGCACUUUGUACUGUAUUCUGUAUGUUACAGUUAGCCAGUGUAGAGAUAAUACAGAUCCCAUUAUUUUGUAUUUGUUAAGUCUCGAAGCAGCAUUUUGAUCAUACUGAAGAUUCUUUCAUAGCUGCAGUCUGGGAUCAGGUGCUGUAAAUGGUUGAUAGGGCCGUGCCUUCAUAGCUUCAUGAAGAUUCUGGGACACUGAUCGCCCGUCCCCUUGUCUCCAUGAAGACCUAUAGACCGUUUCAUUGGAUGACCGCGCCAGGACUGCAGUUAACUUCUGGUUUGUGUUUGGCCAGAGACAACACGGUCGACUCCAAUGGAAUAUUUUUUUUCACAACAGUAGCAGUGCGUGGAGCCUCUCAGUAGUUCACGGAAGUUACUUAUUACUUGUUACUUACAUUGUGACAAUCUUUGAACCCAUUUAAAGACAUACGUCUGUAGUGGAGUAGGCGGGGCGAGACCGUGGUUCGAGACCGGUGAGUAUUUGUUAAUGAGCGCCAGCUGUGCGCGCACCGGUCUCGUAACAAGUAGGAGCUCGGGAGCAUAAGAGAACAAGCGACCGGACCGUCGAUGAGAGAGGACCGGGCCCGAACAUGUUUAUGUUUGUAUUUAUGUUUUAUUCGCCGGCCGUCGGCCGUGAGGGGCAGCCAGCUGUCUUUUUACUUUUGAUUUUAUGUGAUUAAAUGUUUAAAUGUUUGCUGGUUCCCGUCUCCUUCCUUCCUUGCCUUGAGCUUUUCUACAACGUCAUUUAAUGAAUACAAAUUUAAGAAAUAAAGCAUUUAAAGAGAUACAACUUCCUUGAACUAUCUGAAGACGCCAUGAAUCACGUGACAAUAGGGUGACCACCCGUCCCGCUUUGCAUUGUACCACACAGCAUUUUCACCUCAUUUUCAUCAGUCUUUUGAAACUUAGUUGUCACAUUAAGAAGCAUGUUCUUUAUCCCGAAACGCACACGAGACGUUGUGUCAAAAGCAGCAACCCGGUGCACACCAGUGUCCAACGAGCUCAUACAUACUCAACUCUUUUUUUAAAGCCUGACUUUUACCUAAUGUAUGAGAA
Triplophysa dalaica is the source of this 7913-nucleotide messenger RNA. Its product is annotated as NACHT, LRR and PYD domains-containing protein 12-like. Lineage: Eukaryota; Metazoa; Chordata; Actinopteri; Cypriniformes; Nemacheilidae. The record is from RefSeq and is a predicted model, not a curated record. The transcript is spliced from 9 exons. Bases 3137 to 6451 code for a protein of 1104 amino acids. Gene Ontology annotation, molecular function: protein binding.